Molecule: messenger RNA, 879 nt
Organism: Plasmodium inui San Antonio 1
Lineage: Eukaryota; Apicomplexa; Aconoidasida; Haemosporida; Plasmodiidae
Exons: 1
Coding region: 1-879 (292 amino acids)
Source: RefSeq, a predicted model, not a curated record
AUGGAGGGUAAUUCCGUCUUAAGGUUACUCCUUUACCUCGCAGUUCUUAUCCCAUGCACAGGCGCCUACUCAUUUAGCCCAUCCAAGAAUACAAACCCGAGUAGGAACGUCUUUUUUACGCCUAUGGCAACCAAGGAGAGAGAGGAAAGCCAUUUGAAGUGGAUGAGUCAAAACGCUCAAGAGGAUUACAACACCAGGAAGGAAAAAAGUGCCACCAAGAUGAACAAAAAAUUGAACAGAUUAUUUAAGACGUUAUAUCCGAAUGAGGCACAGAUGAAGGAAAGGGAAAAAAAGGAACCUUAUUACCAAGGAAGGAGCAUGGAGGGUAUGCAAAUUAAUCAGGGAAUUGAGGAUAAUAAUAGAAGUUACGAUGGGGUGCGAGCUGCCACCUACAGUGCAGUGGCGAGGGGGAGUAACGAUGAAGCAGUGCGGAACAGUCGGCGCAAGGGAGGCUUCCCCAGUGGGAAUGUCCUGAACAGACAGCUUCCCAGCAGCUACCCGGCUGCCCAAAGGGGAGAAACGACUCUCCACAGUGUUGACAGUGAUAGCAAUGUUAGCAAUGAUAGCGAAAAGCCUAGCUAUAAUGAUACGAAGGGGGCAGAAACAGCUGAGCACCACAGUAGCGAAAACAUCGAACGCAGCCAGGACAGCGACGCAGAGAACGACGCAAACCAGCAGAGUCCACUGCACCUUUUCGGUCAAAGUGAAAAAUUAAAAAGUGAAUCCAAAUUUGCCCUCAUGGAUUAUCUGAAGGAAUUAUUCCAGAAAUCGACGUACAUGAAACGGUUCCAGAAUUUUAUCGAAAUAUUUUUUAACAAAUAUGAUCAGCGUGUGUUGGAGUCUACGGUUUUUUUUAAUUUUGACGAAACGUUGUUUUAG